GAAGAUCAUUGGCAGGACCAGGUUCAUCAACCUCACAAUACAGCCCAAAGCUCGACCCAGGCAAGAGCGCACCAUCCGGUAGCCAGUCGGACUCGUACCGUCGUCCAGGUACCGCCGCCACCGGCCCACAGUCUUCGACUGCUUCCUACACCCCAACCACCGAUAUUGGAAAGUCUGCACCAUCUGGCAGCCAGUCGGACACUUACCGUCGUCCAGGUACCGCCGCCUCUGGCCCACAGUCAUCCACUGCCAACUACACCGCCACUACUGACAUUGGCAAGUCUGCCCCAUCCGGAAGCCAGUCUGACUCGUUCCGUCGCACUGGAUCUGCCUCUGGCCCACAGUCGUCCACCGCCAACUACACCGCCACCACUGACAUUGGCAAGCAGGCUCCAGCCGGCAACCAAGGUGACACUUACCGUCGCACUGGCGCCGCCUCUGGCCCACAGUCGUCGCACGCCGAGUACAACCCAGUCCUCGACCCAGGUUUAUCCACAUCCGUCUCUGGCGGUGGUGGCACUGACUACUUCUCGCACCACAACGACGAGCAGAACCAGCAGCAGCAGGAGCAGUAAGCGCGAGCGCGCGCAGCAACAACAGUUCGUCUGUCCCACCGUCUCAGCGACCAUC
Acytostelium subglobosum LB1 is the source of this 630-nucleotide messenger RNA. RefSeq lists its product as hypothetical. Lineage: Eukaryota; Evosea; Eumycetozoa; Acytosteliales; Acytosteliaceae. The record is from RefSeq and is a predicted model, not a curated record. The transcript has a single exon. The annotation marks the transcript as partial.